AUGGACUCCUUCCUCAGCCGCACGCCUAGUGAACGCGAGUCCUCCAUAGCUGCAACAAUCGAGACGGCUUCUGAGAUACCUGAUAGGCAGAGCUUACCCUCCGUUGAAUCUUCCACUUCAACAACUCCAAAGCGCAAACGCAUCACUACGGCCGAUGCGACGUGGCAACACACCCGAAAACCUCAAGGAUCCGAGCCUGAGCGCGCUGGGCCAAAGCAAGACUUAGUGUUCUACUGCAAAUACUGCAGCAACCCACUGUACUCCACAUACGUGUCUACCACAUUCCGCAACCACCUACUUAAGAUACACUCAGUUGAAGCUGCUGGCUCAGAGCCAAAUUCAACCAAGAAAGCACACACCAGCCUCAUUAAAGAGGCGUUCAACAAAGCUGGCGAGAUUAAGGUUACUAAGCUUCAAGAAAGAGAGGAGCAAGUGCUUCGGAACGCACUUAAUCCAAAGGCUGCAAUAGAAGCCUUAGUCCAGCUGGUUACUGUCCGCAAUCUUCCAUACAAUUGCAAUACUUAG
Messenger RNA from Ilyonectria robusta, 525 nucleotides. RefSeq lists its product as uncharacterized. The record is from RefSeq and is a predicted model, not a curated record. The transcript has a single exon. Lineage: Eukaryota; Fungi; Ascomycota; Sordariomycetes; Hypocreales; Nectriaceae. Bases 1 to 525 code for a protein of 174 amino acids.